AUGUCCAGAUCGCCCGCAUCCGAGGUGAUGAACAUCACGACGAUCAUGGAUCAGCAAAAGAACGCAGCAGCAGCAGCAGCCGCUGCCGCUGCGGCACAAGCCGCUGUAGGUGGAGUCCACAGUCUGUUGCCUGAACAUCAGCAGCUUCAGCAGCAGCACCAGCAACAAUCACAACAACAACCGCACCAACUCCAACUUCUCCCUCAUCCGCAAAUGCCUGCAGCCAUGAUGGAGCGAGCCAACUCUCCUCAUGGGUCAGAGAGCUCAUACCACUCCGGCCCCCGUGGCGGCAACCAAUUGGAAGCCCUGAGUGCCUUGGGCAACGGACGAUAUGGCUCGCCCUCUACAAUGCACACGCAACUUCAUCUGUCCGACACCAACAUCCCACCGGGCAUGAUGAUCCCCGGCAUCCCUCCCGUAGGCCAUGGUGUGCCUAUGCAGCAGCCUCCCGAGAAGCCCCAGCCGGCAGCGAAGAACUUCCCGUGCAGCACGUGCGACAAGCGCUUUGCGAGACGUAGUGACCUUGCGAGACACGAACGGAUUCAUAGCGGCCACCGGCCCCAUGUCUGCGAUCACGAAGGCUGCGGAAAGCAAUUCAUCCAGCGAUCAGCCCUGACCGUCCAUCAGCGAGUCCACACGGGUGAAAAGCCUCACAUGUGUGAGCGCUGUGGCAAGCCCUUUAGCGAUAGUUCCUCACUGGCGAGACAUCGACGCAUCCACUCCGGCAAACGACCCUACAAGUGCCCUUACGCUGACUGUCAGAAGACCUUCACUCGAAGAACUACUUUGACCCGGCACCAAAACCAGCACACCGGAACUGUAGAGGAAGCAGCUGCUGCAACUGCCGCGGUUCUUGCGACGCAGGCUAGCAAAGCAGCGCCGCGCUCGGUACGCAGUGACGGAGAGCCUACAAGCGGUUCGAACCGCGGGUCUCCCCUGAACACGCCGUCCCCAGGCCAAAAGCACAUGUCCAUGUCGCCCAGUGCGGAUCUCGCUGCCGCCAACGCGAUGCGCAACAACGACUGGCAGUACAUGAACACCGCCAUGAACAGCUUGAGCAACGCGAACAGCAUGACCAACCUCAACAACGGAUCGCUCCCCGUCCACCUCCGCAACGAUGUUCGCGCCCAGAGCCCCAUAUCUGCGCCGACAUACACGACUGGCAUGCCCGGACGGCCCACGUCUCACCCGAAGAGCUUCUCCCCUGCGCCGCCGCCGACUCUCGAGCCGAGCAUCGAGUCACACCAGUCCGCUGGGGGCAGUACUGGGGGUAGCCCGCACAUGGGUAGCGUGGGUUGGCACUCGCCGGCGCACAUGCCUUCGCCGUCUCAUAGCACUAGCGGUAACGGCUAUGUCUACCCCGACCCGGAUCAGUCGUACGCUGGCAACGGGAUGGGCCAGAUGUACUACGGUGCUGCUGCCCAGAUCAGACGGACUACAAGCACGGAGCCCGCCACUUCCACCUCAUACGAUAUCAAGCCACGAUCCGAACUGUGGGCGGGAAGCCAGUAG
Anthostomella pinea is the source of this 1512-nucleotide messenger RNA. The record is from the annotation of a GenBank genome assembly. Lineage: Eukaryota; Fungi; Ascomycota; Sordariomycetes; Xylariales; Xylariaceae.